CCUUCUGAUAAUGGGCUAUGUGCUGUACUUUACCAGUACGCGGUCAGUUCACGAAAUCUAUUGGUACAUCUUGUUCCUCAUCCACAACCCAGAUGUAGUUGUACGCAUGCGCAAAGAAAUACAGGAACAUGUUGGGAUGAACAGAUCCGUGACUAUGGCGGACCAAGUGAAGCUUCCUUACUGCCGAGCCGUGAUGUAUGAAGUUCUGCGUGUCUCUGAUACCGUCGUCAUCCCACCUGUACACACAUUCUCAGAGGACAUCGAGGUCAAAGGUUUCACGCUGCCAACAGAUGCUUGGUUGAUGCCGGUAUUAAGCACCGUCCACCUGGACCCGGCUAUUUUUCCCGAACCAGAGAAAUUUAAACCAGAGCGAUUUCUGAACGAGAAUGGGGAACUGACUGGUUAUGAAAAGGUGGACGCUACAUUUUCGCUAGGCCCGAGAGAUUGUUUAGCCAAGAACCUGGGUAAAAUGGAAAUAUUUCUUUUCCUUACAACACUGGUACAGAACUAUGAUAUUGAAAACGAGGCCGGAAAACCCUUACCCUCUCUGGGUGGGAUGUCAAGAGGAUUUCGUAGAGCCAUUCCCUACGAAGUUUGUUUGAAAAAGAGAAACUUAAUCAACGGGCGAUAAAAGCCACAAAUUAUGCAUUUCAUGUAUUUUCUGGGUUUUUUAUUAUGACAUGCUUUUUAUUUUAUUCAAACGCACAUGAAUCAUGAAUUGGUGCGUCUGAAGCAACGUGUCUCCGAAUUUCAUUUGAAGAUGUUAUUUUCUUCUUUAUCUAUACUAUUCAUUGGUCUAAUUUCUUUCUAAUUGAUUUUGUGGAGCUAAAUCUACUUUGUUUUGAAAGAAACAUGUUUAUGCAAUCUUCUGAGGUAUAAAUGAUGACUAUCUUAAGACUUGACGUCAUGAAAAUACAACUUUUCCCCCGAGUUUUUGAAAUUGUGAUCGAAAGUGCAUAUCUUAUGGACGUCAGUACCUAUAAUGUUCCAGAUAUAAA
Messenger RNA from Ostrea edulis (European flat oyster), 998 nucleotides. RefSeq names its product cytochrome P450 2D4-like. The record is from RefSeq and is a predicted model, not a curated record. The transcript has 2 exons. Gene Ontology annotation, molecular function: oxidoreductase activity, acting on paired donors, with incorporation or reduction of molecular oxygen, reduced flavin or flavoprotein as one donor, and incorporation of one atom of oxygen; heme binding; iron ion binding. Gene Ontology annotation, cellular component: intracellular membrane-bounded organelle; cytoplasm. Gene Ontology annotation, biological process: xenobiotic metabolic process. Bases 11 to 631 code for a protein of 206 amino acids. Lineage: Eukaryota; Metazoa; Mollusca; Bivalvia; Ostreida; Ostreidae.